This is a messenger RNA of Salvelinus namaycush (lake trout), 2256 nucleotides long. RefSeq names its product ankyrin repeat and fibronectin type-III domain-containing protein 1-like. Gene Ontology annotation, molecular function: protein binding. The annotation marks the transcript as partial. The record is from RefSeq and is a predicted model, not a curated record. Gene Ontology annotation, biological process: regulation of establishment of bipolar cell polarity; establishment of mitotic spindle orientation. Lineage: Eukaryota; Metazoa; Chordata; Actinopteri; Salmoniformes; Salmonidae. The transcript has 16 exons. Gene Ontology annotation, cellular component: spindle.
AUGACUCAACAGAUGCAGAACCUGCAGCUGUCCCAUACCAGGAAGUGCUCGGGAGGCCCUGCCUCCCCCAGCGCCGCCAAGCGCCUCUACAGGAACCUAUCAGAGAAGUUGAAAGGAGGCCACUCCUCCUUCGAGGACGCCUACUUCUUUGGCCGCGGAGAACGCCACGGUCAUCACAAGGGCUCGGUGAGUUGGGGUUGUAACAUCCAGGGUAGUGAGUGUCUGUUUGAGGCGGUGGAGCAGCAGGAUGUAGAUGCUGUCCAGAUCCUUCUCUACCAGUACACAGCUGAGGAGCUGGCCCUCAACACACCCAACAGCCAAGGGUUAACACCGCUAGACGUGGCCAUCAUGACCAACAACACCCCCAUAGCCAAACUACUGCUGAAGGCCGGCAGCAAGGAGAGCCCUCACUUUGUCAGUGUGGAGAGUCGCGAGGCCCACCUUGGCAGCCUGGUCAUCGAGGCAGAGAGGAGGGCAGGGGAGCUGGCUGCCCAGGCCCAGAGAGACGGCCUCAGCCUGGAGGCCUGUGACAAGGACAAGCAGCUCCGAGCCUGGGAGUGGAGGUGCAAGCUCUACAAACGCAUGACGACUGGCUUCCAGCAUGCACGUGUGCCAGAGCCCCCGUCUGCAGUGCGUCUCAGUGUAACCAGUAGCUCCUCUCUCACGGUCACGUUCCAGGAGCCCCGCUGCCUCAACUCUGCUGUGGUCACCAAGCACAGAGUGGAGUGGAGCUGUCUAAAGGACUUUUCUAUGCUGGCUGGAGACAUGGUGUUGGAAAACCUACAGACACUCAAGUGUACCAUCAACGGCCUUACCAUGGGGAGGCUGUACUAUGUCCAAGUGUCAGCCUACAACAUGAAGGGUUGGGGUCCACCUCAGUCAACUCUACCCCCCUCCGCUUCACCCUCCAACUGGAGGGAGAGUGAUGGUCGGGAAAGAGAGCACAUAGGGCAUAUGGAGCGCCUGCUGCAACAGGUCCGCACUACUCACACACACUACAGCUGCGGAGACACAUCAAAGCUCCAGAACCCAAGCCGUAAGCAGUCCGUCUCCAGAAGUCUCAAGCACCUCUUUAACUCCUCCAACAAGUUUGUCAAGACUCUCAAAAGGGGGGUUUACCUGGCGGCAGUGUUCUACCACAAAGACAGUCUACUGGUGACCACAGAGGACCAGAUCCCUAUAGUGGAGGUGGAUGACUCUUACGGCAGCUCUCUCAUGCAGGACUUUCUAUGGUUCACUAAGUUGUCGUGUAUGUGGGAGGAUGUGCGGUGGCUGAGACAGAGUAUGUCUGUCUCCAUGUCCUCCUCCUCCACUCUACAGGCCAGACAGAAGAUGUUGGCUGCCGCUGGGCAACUACAGAGCUUGUUGGGGACACACAACCUGGGGCGUGUCCACUACGAGCCCAUCAAGGAUCGUCAUGGCAAUGUGUUGCUAGUGACGAUCCGGGACAUGGAGAGCCAGUACUCAUUCUUCAGUGGGAAGUGGAUGCAGGUGUCCAAGCUACAAAGCCAGAGGAAGAGUCUGUCCACACCUGAAGAACCCUACGCACUGGACAUACUGCUAAUUACCAUACAGGACAUCUCGGCCUACCAGAGGCGUAGCCAGCAUCGCCUGACCCCAGGUCUGUACCUGGGUUACCUGAAGCUCAGCAGCUCUGUAGACCAGAUCAGAGUGCUGGUGCCACAGAGGAUGCCCAACAUGCUGUGCCAUGCGCGGGUACGAGACAACGCCAAUGUCUCCAGGGAGGAGUGGGACUGGCUGCAGAGGCUGUCAAACAUAGAGGAUGGAGAGAAGGAGAGAACGGAGGGAGAGAGGGAGGGAGUGGAUCAAACGACAGACAGUAACACACCAUUGCUCUACUACGAGCUACAGACUGCCCUCAAGGCCCUGCUGAAACUCAUCAACCUACCUCUGCACCAGGCCAAGCACUUCCGUAUCUACACUCAUGAGGUGUUGGAGCUGGGUCAUAAUGUUUCCUUUCUGCUGCUGCUGCCGGCAGCUGAUGAUGUGUGUACCGCUCCCGGACAGAGCAACCCCUACACACCACACUCCGGCUUCCUCAACCUCCCUCUACAAAUGUUUGAGCUGGCCCAUUUCAGUGCAUACAAGGAGAAGUGCAUGAGUCUGUACUGCCGCAUGUCGUCUGUCUUGGACCUGGAUGCACUUAUUACCCAGCAGGCCCUGCGAGAGGCCAUCACGGACACAGAGGUCGCCACCGCCAAACAGAGACACCAACAUAUACUAGACUAUACACAG